AUGGUGGAUCAGUCGGGCCAUAUAGGCUUAGGCAAUACAACGCCACCACGCCAUGCAGCGAAAAACGGGACUGCGAACGCGGCACAAUCUCCCCAUGCCCGGAAAGGAAUGCAUGUAGACGCCGAGGAGCAUGACGGAAGCGCUACUUCAGGCCCUGCCCCAUCGAAGCGUGAACGCACCGAGUGGGAAAAGAACCGCGGUGCAGGGAGCAGCGUGAUUCUGUGGCACGAGCACCUGCGCGAAAAAGACCCCGAAGCUUGGCGUGAGUUCAACUGGACGGCGUUGGACGUCGUGCCCUCCAUAGCCAAGGUCCUUCAGAUGUGCAGCAACCCUGUCGAGGUGGUUGGAAUGGACCGGCUUUUGGACUGGGGCAUCACUGACUACACAAUCCUGCCGCGAGUCUUGGGCCGCGGCCGAUUCUCCACUGUAUACCUCGCUGUGAAGAACAAUACUUACUAUGCCAUUAAACACACGGCGCUAUUUCCACACCACGAGCUGGUCGCCACACGGUUACUCCGCGAGCCACGGCUCCUCGCCGAGCUGCCGCCGCAUCCAAACCUGGUCACAGUGACUGAAACGAUCCGCACGCCGGGCCACUUUUAUCUCGUGGAAGAAUAUUUAGAAGGAUACAUUACCCUGGAACAGCUUAUCCCACGACGCUGCACGACCAAAUCACCCACCGUCCCAGUGCUGCCACUGGCCGAUGCGGAGAAGAUUUUUAAACAGCUGGUCCUUGUUCUUUACGCAAUCCACUGGCCGUUGCGCGUAUGCCACAGAGAUGUGAAGCCGGAAAACGUCAUGGUGCAUCCCGAAACGCUGCAUCUCAAGCUUCUAGACUUUGGCCUUGCAACGCAUUUCAGCAAGAGUCGUGCAAAGCUGACAACCUGCUGCGGCUCGCCUGCAUUCCACUGCCCAGAAAUUGUCGCCGCGCUCGCCUCGCCGCCAGGAUAUGUUGCAUAUUGGGGCCCCGAAGUCGAUGCGUGGACCUGCGGUAUGACGAUGCUGCGCUGCUUAUCUGGAAUUCGAUACCCACUUGGCACAUCCCACACAACAAGCGCCGCGAUGGCAUCGCGUGCCAAACAAGUCCUGCGCACGUUUCCCCAGAGUGCACUGCGCGACAACAUUGCUCUUUUGCUGGACACGAAUGGCGAGCGGCGCAUGCGCAAUUUCAAGGACCUCGCCGAGCACUUUUUGCAGAGCGAGCCGAGCAAUCCAAUUGCACGCAACGAACUCAAAAGCACCACAUUUAUUCCUACUGUGCCCCAGCAUUCUAUCUCGCUUCCACUACUCCGUACGCAGGCGCCUUCCACGCGCGUUGUCCCGAGUGCGCUUCCGCUUCCCGGCAUGGGACAAGAGCCUUUGUACACAGAGCUCACGCUGCUCAAUGUGACCAAACAGCCGCCAGGGCGCAUCAUGUCGUUUAUCAAGUACGCGCUUCGGUGUGCAGGCAUCCUGUUCCAAGUCUUACCUGGGUCGGACACGUCCGAUAUGGCGCAUGCUACAGCACUGCAUUGCGUCGUGGAAUUGACAGACGGCGAGCGCGACGGGCCAUGGACCAAUCUACUCCACUCUGUCAUGUCGAUACUGGGACAGCCAAACAAAGACGAGCCAUACAUGGUUGUUCCGACACGGAGCAAAUCAGUAAAGUCGACGGCAGUGCUACCGGAAAAUGCAGACUCGACUGUGAAGCCAUGUAGUGGCCCUUCAGGAAAGCAGGGCUCACUCACCAUGCUUGCUUUCAACUUGUUGAUUGUAUUCCCCUCUGCAGCGCACGACGAAACGGCGACGCCGCAUGAUGGCAUGGGAACCUUUGUGGCACGGAUGGGCGGGACUGCCGACCGUGCGCCUAUUUCACAGCCCGCAGCGGCAGCCGCGUCGCCUGAGGGUGCAAACACGCCGUUGCCGUGGUCCGGUGCUGCGGAUGUGGUGCAUGCAUACGUGUCAAACCAGCGCGCUGUUCCAUACGUACGUGGCGCGCUCAGCUGCGGUGGUAUCCGCGAGCAAGAAACACCACCCCUACCCAAAGGCGUUUCGCCCACGGCCUCUGCAAAUAAAAUGCUGUCGAGCGAAAAUGCCUACGCGGAUCCCCUGGGGCCCGACGCGCUCCUUGCCUCUUUGCACAACAUUCAAUCGUCCCUGACGGCUGUGCUUGCCCUUGAGGAAGGUCAAGAGGACACUGCCAGUUUGGACCGGCUCAAUCGCCGCAUGCUGUACCUUUGCACACGCAUCACGGGCGACUUAGCCGAUACCUCGCGCAAAGAAGCAGUCAUCAGCACGCUGCAAGCGUACAACUUUGAGGCACUCGAGACACUUGCACCUGCACUGGCGUUGGUAGAGGAAAAGGCAAAGCGAGAGAAUGCGUUGGAGACCAAGGAGCGUGCAGAAAGUACUGGCAGUUUGGCCUUGACUAUUUUGGAGCUUUUUGCGCAGCACAGCAGUGCCAAGGAGAUGCUCCUGGGCGUGCAAGAGCAAAUUGAGUUCUACGGCGGCGCAUUGUACGAUGAAGCAAGUGGGCCCCCUAUGCGCAAGAACGCACAACUCCUCCAGACUAUCCUGGGGCUAUUGCAGCUCUUACUCAUUGUGAUUCCCAUGGUCAAGGCAAAGAAACCAAGUGUCUUUCUGGAGCCUGUCCUGGAGCUCUUGUCCCCAAAGCUCUACGUCCACAUUCUUCCUACGGCGCUGCACGCUGUAGACACUGUGGAUACCCGCGAAGAACUGGCGACACAGUCUGUUGUCGUCCUCUGCGAGCUCUUACUGAGCAUCCGUGCGUGGUGUAAGCGCCAAGGGAGCGAGGGAAUGCUUCUAGAUUUAGGCACGAUGCUGAUCCAAGGCCUCCACGCAAUGCAUUCCUAUCUGCCGUACAUUGCUAAUGGCACUUCGAAACGCGACCGCAACGAGGCUGCUGUACGACCUCUCGUAUGCGUUCAAACCACGCCGUUGAAGGCAGAACACGUCACCGGGCGCGUCACCGUGUGGAACAUUGUGCGAAAAACAUGCGACAUGCUGCACCUAAACUUGGUCGAGCGUGCAUUUCCGCCUAAAGGCGCACGUCACAGUGUACAGGAAGCACGUCGUGCCUUCUUGGUGCUUGCGCAGCAGCUAGCGUACGAACUGUUCGUCUCGCGCGUACAAGGCCGCUCUCGCAAUCGGCUGCGGUACGCCAUGUGGAAUGCCGAAGUGCUUGGCGAUCCAAUGCUCUGGACACCAAGCAUUGCGCGCGAACUAUUAGAUCGCUGCGCCGAGGUAUUCCCCACCAUGUACCUUGCAGAGCUAGGCACACUCCACACGCUACCAUCCCCUGCUUUGUUAGAGGCUGCUACCGAAGUUCAGCAGACAGACAUGAUGAUUGCUUUUGUGCAAUGGUCGCUGGAUGCCUUGCACCGCAGCGACGCUACACAUGUGCUGCCCGACACGACAACAGAACACCUCACACGCACACUCGCAUUUUUGGCCGUGGUGACGCCGCUGCCUCUUUUGCGCCAUCAAGCGUUUUUGUGCACGUCCAAGCUUUUGCAGGACUACAGCUCGGCAGACGCGACCGUUGCAAUGCUGCAGGAAAUGCUUGCGCCACUGUCGCCGCAGCCACUGCGCACUGCCACAGUGAAUCUUGUGCGCACAAUUUGCUUUGCGCACAUCACUGCGCUGGAGCGCGCAAAAGCAAUUGACGCUGCACACGAUCCACUUUUUGCUCAUGGCCGGUUGUGGUCGGCUUUGCAAGGCAUGCUGUUUGUGCUGCCGCACUUGGCGCCGCGCUACGAAGAUCACGAUGCGCUACGUGAAUUGGAGUCGUUUUUGGUGGAUCACCGCGCUUACCUGCAAGAAUGCUGCGUAUUAUACUAUUUGAUAUCUUGCCGCGACGUGCACAACUACACUGGUCUGGAUGUGCACCAAGUUUCGCGCGAAUUCAUCGGCCCCCUUGCGGCGUUUGUCCAUGGCUGGGAACAGUUCUGCGCAACACACCACGACGUGGGCGUGGCAGUACGAAAUGAAAUUAUGGUACUUGACGACAGCGUCACGCAAGCGGAAACCAGCAUGGACCGCGAUCACGUAAAAUAUACUCUCCUCUAG
This is a messenger RNA of Malassezia vespertilionis, 4068 nucleotides long. RefSeq lists its product as uncharacterized. Gene Ontology annotation, molecular function: calmodulin binding; calcium/calmodulin-dependent protein kinase activity; ATP binding. The coding region runs from base 1 to 4068 and encodes 1355 amino acids. NCBI's taxonomy places the organism in Eukaryota, Fungi, Basidiomycota, Malasseziomycetes, Malasseziales, Malasseziaceae. The transcript has a single exon. The record is from RefSeq and is a predicted model, not a curated record. Gene Ontology annotation, cellular component: cytoplasm; nucleus. Gene Ontology annotation, biological process: intracellular signal transduction; peptidyl-serine phosphorylation; protein autophosphorylation.